AUGAAUGGCAAGAAUCUGAAGAACGAAACAUCUGCUACCAGGCUAAAGACCGGUGGAGAUGAUGAUGAAGACAUCGAGAGUAGUGAUGAUGGUGGGGAAGAGUUUGAUACAGAUGAGGAGAUCAGGGAGAAGGAUAAGCAGAGAGAUGGCGGGAUAAAUGAGACAGCGGAUGAGAAAAAAGCUUGGCUGUUGUUUUCUUGGAUAAAAUUAGGGAUAAUGAGAGUAAAACCAAAGAAGAUGAUGAUGAAUCAGGGGAAGAGAGAUUCACAAAUUGCUGAGAUGUUGCAGCAAGAGCAGCUUGAGAAGAGUGGGCGUUCUUGCAGAGCCAUUGGUUCUAGUUUGGCUCUAUCUGAAGAUGAUUCAAGAGGAUUUUCAGCUUCCAAGGAUGGUAACAUCAUUCAUUUGGAUGUUGAGAGCGGGAAUACCGAAAAGUAUACUUGGCCUUCUGCGGAGGUUUUAAAGUGUCAUGGUCUGAAGGAUCCCCAAGGUCGAGUAACCAGACAUAGUAAACAUCUUCUAGCAUUGGCUGUUAGCUCUGUUAGCUUUGAUGGUCGAUAUUUGGCCAGUGGAGGCCUAGGUUGUCAUGUUCAUCUCUAG
Messenger RNA from Andrographis paniculata, 597 nucleotides. Its product is annotated as U3 snoRNP-associated protein-like EMB2271. Bases 1 to 597 code for a protein of 198 amino acids. Lineage: Eukaryota; Viridiplantae; Streptophyta; Magnoliopsida; Lamiales; Acanthaceae. The record is from RefSeq and is a predicted model, not a curated record. The transcript has 3 exons. Gene Ontology annotation, cellular component: small-subunit processome. Gene Ontology annotation, molecular function: snoRNA binding; protein binding.